AUGUUGAGAAGCAUGAAAGAAUCGCAAGUAGACGUGGAACGAAAUCUGCAGGACUAUCAAAUAAUUGUGGUCACUUUGGUCACGUCGGGCGUUCUCGCUUCCUUUAGAAGCAGUCAGCCUUUCCGAUACGUUUUCAUUGAUGAGGCAGCAGCAUCUUCGGAGCCAGAGACGUUGCUGGGCAUCGUUAACUUUAAGGAUCCCUCGUGUCAUAUAAUAUUAUCUGGUGAUCAUAAACAAUUGGGCCCAGUUGUCGUUAGCAAGUGUGCAGCCAAGUUGGGACUGGGCCAGUCGUUAAUGGAGCGUCUGAUGCUAAGCAAACAUUACGAGGUAGAUGCUGAAGGCAAUUAUGACUGCACGCGUCAAACGCGACUGCGUUACAACUAUAGAUCCCAUCCAAAAAUUGUGGACCUUCUCAAUAAGCUAUAUUACAACGACAUGCUUAUAGCGACAGCUCCGCCGUUGAGUGUUAAUUUGGCUGAACACUGGACAUUAUUGCCCAACACACAGUCUCCUAUUCUAUUCCAUAUAGUAUUUGGGAAAACAUGCAACGAGGCGAACUCAUCUAGCAGUUACAACUUUGAAGAGGCCCAGGUGCUUGCCUGGUAUGUGAGAACUUUGCUUAGACGGGGUAUUGGCAAUGGCAUAAAACCGCAGGCGAAGGACAUUGGCGUCAUAUCACCGUACGCGGCACAGUGUAAGGUGCUUAAGCAGUUGCUACGCAGACAGCAUCAUCAGGACGUGGAGGUGUGCACCGUGCAUGGAUUCCAGGGACGCGAAAAGCACAUAAUUAUUGGUUCGCUGGUCUGUUCAAAUGCUAACACCACCUUCAUAUCCAAUCCGAAGUUGCUCAAUGUGCUACUCUCGCGGGCCAAGUCGUUAUUGAUAUUGAUUGGCAACCGGCGUACUUUGGCUAAAGCAGAAGAUUUUCGUUACAUACUUGAGCAAUGCGAGCUCAAUGGAAACUUAUUGCAUGCGCAGAAACAAUGA
This is a messenger RNA of Drosophila hydei, 987 nucleotides long. RefSeq names its product helicase MOV-10-like. Gene Ontology annotation, cellular component: cytosol; P granule. Gene Ontology annotation, molecular function: helicase activity. Gene Ontology annotation, biological process: regulatory ncRNA-mediated post-transcriptional gene silencing. The transcript is spliced from 2 exons. Lineage: Eukaryota; Metazoa; Arthropoda; Insecta; Diptera; Drosophilidae. The record is from RefSeq and is a predicted model, not a curated record. The coding region runs from base 1 to 987 and encodes 328 amino acids.